GAGGAAGAGAGAGAAAGAGAGAGAGAAAGAGAGUUAGAGAAAGAAUAUGAAAGAGAGAAAGAAGGAGAAAGAGAGAGAGAAAGGGAGAGACAAAGGGAGAGAGAAAGGCAGAGAGAAAGGGAGAGAGAAUUGGCGAGAGAAAAGGAGUGA
This is a messenger RNA of Hemiscyllium ocellatum (epaulette shark), 150 nucleotides long. RefSeq lists its product as uncharacterized. The annotation marks the transcript as partial. The transcript is spliced from 2 exons. NCBI's taxonomy places the organism in Eukaryota, Metazoa, Chordata, Chondrichthyes, Orectolobiformes, Hemiscylliidae. The record is from RefSeq and is a predicted model, not a curated record.